GGUACAAAUUAUCGUGAUAAAAAACUUGAUUGGUACCUUCCGUAUCUUUCCGAGAUGUGUGCAAAAGCGGCAAAUAGUAUAGAAAAUUUGUUUUCUCUGGCCACUCGGCAGCAUUGUAUGUGGAAAUUCAAAAGAUAUCCCGUGACCAGCUUGAGCAAGCUGCCUUCUGAAAACGAGGCUGCCUUGGUGCCUCUGUGCAGAGUGGACGGGAUACCAUCACUACUUUACACCGUGAGAUCACAACAUUUAUGGUACACUAAAGGCGAAAUCUCAUUUCCCGGGGGAAAAAACAUUCAAGACGAGACGAUAAUAGAAACCGCUUGUAGACUUACAGAGAACGACAUAGGUUUGAAACCAGAGAAAUUGGAUAUUUGGGGUCACGGGCCGUCCUUCCCGGGGCGGGACAAUAAGAUAUUAGUCACUCCCGUCAUUGCUUCCGUCGAAGAAUUGGCUGAUUCGGAUUUGAACGUGGACAGCAAAAAAGUCGCAGAAGUGUUCACAGUGGCUAUAGAAGUGCUUUGUGAUCCCAACAACCAGUUCUCUGGCAAAAGUAAUGGCUUCCUCCUGCCGGUGUUUGCCGCAGAUAAAUACAUUAUCAAGGGCCUAACAGCCUACAUAACACAUGUAUUUUUAAAUUGUGCGUUAUCCAAAGAUAUUUAUAACAAUGACAUAACGAAGCGAAAGAAAAUUAUGAUCACAUCUUGAAUGUAGGUACAUUUCUGGUAACAUGUCUCCACUUCCAUUACUUGUGGAUGAAUGACCCACCCGAUAUAUUAUUUUGAUAACUUUUUACGAUGUACUUUUACGAUGGUUACAAAUUAAACUGUUACUUUUAUUUUAGAAAAAUGUUUAUUAAAGUACAAAACUAAUGUAAGGUUAUUUUAUAAAAUUUACAAAAAUUAUAUAUUAGUUAAUCAAAGCUAAGCAAGGCACACGUAAUUUUACACAAAUUAGCACUUAUUACUUAGACAACGCUCGCAAGAAGCAUUUAAGAAUAAAUUCACGUAACUAGGUAUAAAAAGUUUUACUAGAGCGUUGGUAUAUUGGACUUAUUUGGCACCACAAAUUAAAAGAAUAAAAAUCAGAAUUAAAAAUAUAUAAUUGUAUUCAGUAGGUACCUAUUUUACACAUAUUUUUACGAGAAGCACAUAAAAAUCAAGAAGUCAUUAAGACAUCAAAAAUCUAAAAAAUAAACAGAAAUUCUAUAAAGCAAAACCAAGGAAACAAAAGGUGAAAAAAAUAAAACACAAACAAAAAAAUAAUAUUUAUCCAGCUUUAUUCCUUAACAUUUACAUUAUAAUCUAGUAUGUCUAGUAUUAAUAUUUUAUACAUUGUCCAUCUGACAUGUUGGUUGUGUCUCGCCCUUGUCUGUGUGUGUGUGUCUGUGUAUAACUAUGUUUGUCAUUAUUGCUUGCUAUCUUGCUAUCAAAAUAUAUUGGCAAAACCUGAGAAAUAAAAAAAAAUGUCUACUAAAUAAAUAGGUGGUCCAACUUAAAGCAUCGCUUUCUAACAUUCUACUCAAGGGGUCACAAACAUAAAUUAGAAAUUACAUAACACGGACAUUGUAAGAAAAUAGUUUCUAUAACAGAAAAUAAGUAAGUACUUAUGUAUAACAAUAUAACUUUGACAGGUAACAUUGGGGCAGGCAAGAGCUGUCACAAAUGUUGCAAUAAUGGUAUUAAAAUAACUUCGCUAAUCCAAAAUUAAUGUAGAAUAAAAAAUAAAAGGCAGAGGUUCGAAAAAAAUGGCGGUGAAGUUUUCCGU
Amyelois transitella is the source of this 1764-nucleotide messenger RNA. Its product is annotated as mitochondrial coenzyme A diphosphatase NUDT8-like. The record is from RefSeq and is a predicted model, not a curated record. Bases 55 to 705 code for a protein of 216 amino acids. NCBI's taxonomy places the organism in Eukaryota, Metazoa, Arthropoda, Insecta, Lepidoptera, Pyralidae. Gene Ontology annotation, molecular function: coenzyme A diphosphatase activity. The transcript has a single exon.